AUGAAAAAUAAGAGAUCUAAAAGUACACACGGAUGUGUAUGCUGUCGCAAACGCAAGGUGAAAUGCUCCGAAACGCUGCCGGAGUGUGCGCAAUGCGUUCGGAAUUCGUAUAUCUGUGUCUGGGCAGAAGGAGUGGUGCCGAAGUCCUCCCUGAACGAGUUCCAGCUCCAGAAAAAACAAACCAGCCCGUUUGUGUUUGUGUAUGGGAACAAACGUCAGAAACGAGAAAUACAGAGUGCCAAGCGUACAGAAAAUGAAACAGUCUCCAUCAAGUCCGUCGACCGCGUACGUCGCCAGGACCAGCUCGAUGACGCCAUUUUCCGCAAAUAUGUUGCGAGCUUGUGCUCACAAAGCGCUCUACUUGGUUUCGGUCUGGGUUUUCCAGGGCUCUUCUCCCCAAAAGACGCAUAUAUUUACGACGCGUUUGUCAACGGGUUUAUGGUUGCGGUGUCCACCCAGCUCACGCACGAAAGACUGCAACCUGGAGCUGUUUUCAUUCCUCACGGAGCAGCAAAUCCGUGGCUUUUGGACGUUUUUUAUGCCUGCGGGGCAGCUUUUCUGGCAGCCAACCGUAAAGACAUGCGUGAGCUGGCCGAAUCCAGAAUGGCAAAGGUUAUGGGCCAAUUCCAGCAAAUCGUAGUCAGGUCUUCUUUCGAUAGCGACAACAAGUGGCUCGUUGUUGCUCUUUUGUCGCUUGCGCUGCGAGAAAAGUUCUACGGUCUUGACGGCCAUCGCACUGUGCUGUUUUUGAAAAUGGUUUUCCAGCUCAUCCGCAACUGGCCAAAAACACGGUUGGCAAAUUCGAGACACUCAGAGGGCCUCCCUGAAGACAUUCGGUCUGUUGUUUGUGAACAGACCUGGCUUCUCACGCCAAUUGAGCGCACCUUGGUGGAGAGUUAUGCGUACAACUACUCUAUUAUUGGAUUAGUUCUGGAUCAGAAAUCUCAGAUCUUGCUGGACUCGCCCUUUGAAGUAUUUGAAGAGCUCCAGCCGCUGCUGGACCAGCAGCUCUACAAGUGCCCUGCUCCUUGGAUGAACAACCCGGUUAUGGGAGCCGCUCUUCCAGCGUUCGAGUUGGCAUCAAAGGCCGGGUGGUUGCAACUGCACUAUCCGUUUGACGAAAGUCUGAGACACCAGGCAAUCGCGUUACUUCGGCAUGCUAAGUACUUUGUUCCUCCUGUACUGCCCCCUGAAGUGCGGUUCAACCAGCCCAAACACGUCUGCAAGCGACUCUUGGAUAGCUGUCAUGCCGCGCGCAUAGUGGCCCAAGGAGCGUACAUUCUUCUCUACAAGCUACUCUAUCCUGAGACUUUAGAGAUGGAGAGUGAUAUCCAGCGCCGCAUAAGCGAUUUUAUCAGCGAUCUGGAGCAGCUGAGCUUCCACUCAAGCAUAUCAGCAAUUUUAACGUGGCCAUUUUCCAUCAUUGGCACGGCCAUUGUGGAAAAAGACCAGCGUGAUUAUAUGCUUUGGCGACUGCACAACUUUGGCUGUGCAAUCAAGAACUCGUGCUUCGACAUCAUCAUCGAGUUUUUGAACCGCAUUUGGAAAAGCGGUCUGGGUUGGCAGGCCCUACUUGACAAAACUAAUUUUGACAAUUUAUUUAUUUGA
Messenger RNA from Ogataea parapolymorpha DL-1, 1608 nucleotides. RefSeq lists its product as uncharacterized. Gene Ontology annotation, biological process: positive regulation of transcription by RNA polymerase II. Gene Ontology annotation, cellular component: nucleus. Bases 1 to 1608 code for a protein of 535 amino acids. Gene Ontology annotation, molecular function: zinc ion binding; transcription cis-regulatory region binding; DNA-binding transcription factor activity, RNA polymerase II-specific. NCBI's taxonomy places the organism in Eukaryota, Fungi, Ascomycota, Pichiomycetes, Pichiales, Pichiaceae. The transcript is spliced from 2 exons. The record is from RefSeq and is a predicted model, not a curated record.